UCUCCCUCUAAAACUCAAACACACCAAACAUCUCUCAACCAACGAGACUUGGUCUUUCAAUUCACUCUUGCCCUCCUCUUGUCCAAAUCAAAUCAUCACUGACAUUUUCCAUCUUCUCCAAAGUUUGCAUCUGCAACUUCCCAUUAAACCCAGAAUUGGAUCUUCCUCUACCUAACCUUUUAGGACCACAUAUAUCCAUUAUUUUUGUGUGUGGUAGAUUUGAAUUUCCUAUUUAUUCUACAAUUCUAACCCUGUUUCUUGUCAUUUCCUAUGUGGGAUGUGGAGAUUUUUUUAAAUGCCUAGAGUCUUUGUUAAGUUUGAAGUUUUUUGGAAUCUAGACUAGUCCAUGUUUUUACAUCAAAAGUGACAUGUUUUGUUGGUUUCUGCUAAAUCUGAUAUAUGUGGUCCGAGUGUGAUUUUCUGGCUUUCUUGAGAUUAAAGUCUUAACAAGGAGAAUGGGAGUUGAGCUUUGUUCAGAUAACUCUAGCAUGGGUGUGAGCCCAAGGAUUUCAUUCUCUUAUGAUCUUUGCCAAUCUGAUGUUGGGGCUGUGGAACAACAACAGCACCACCAUCCUCCUCUCAGAUCCAAUUCAUUAUCAUCCUCAUCAAGAAGCAUGAAUUCAAGCAUGGAGUUUGAUUUCUGCGUCGUCCACGAGAGCUUCGAGCAGGAGUCCUCCUCCGCAGAUGAGCUUUUCUCUGAUGGGAAAAUGAUUCCAAGUGAGAUCAAGAAAAAGUCUGCUCACCCAAAACAGCUGGAUCAAAAUAUUGUGCCUCAUCAACAUCCUCCACUGCCAACAGCAGCAGCAGCUGAUCCAAGUGACGAAAACACAAGUAGGGCGAAAGAGAGAGGUAAAGAAAGCAAGAACAUGAGCUGCAAUGAAGCUGAUGAGAAGCAGAGUUCCAAGUCUUUUUGGGGGUUCAAGAGAAGCAGCAGUUGUGGUAGUGGUUAUGGCAGAAGCUUAUGUCCUUUGCCACUUUUAUCAAGAAGCAAUUCAACUGGUUCUUCAUCAUCAUCAAGUGUAAAGAGAUCAGUAUUUUCCAAAGAGGGUCAAAAUCAGAAGCAGACUUCACAGCAGAAAUCUGCAUCCAAGAAACUCCACUCAUCAUCACAAUCUUCUUCAACUUCAAUGAAUUAUCAAAAGCCUCCAUUGAAGAAGGGCCAAUAUGGAUCAUAUGGCAAUGCUGCUCCAUUUAAUCCUGUGUUAAAUGUUCCUACAGCUAACCUAUUUGGUUUUGGAUUAAUCUUUUCAAAUGGAAAAGAUAAGACCAACAAGAAGAAGUGAUGAUAUGUGUAUUGGCAUUCAAUGAUCAGUUCAUCUUAUAUGGGAAAAUAAAGUUUUUUUUAUUUUAUUUUCUACAUUUAACUUGUUGAACUUUAAGUGAUUGUAAAUUAAGAGUAAAGGGCUUUGAAGAAAGAAGACAAGGAGAUAAAAAGAUGCAUCAAUUCAAGGGAGGACAAAGGCAUACGUAUGAUUCUAGCCACAUGCUUUGGAAGGGCUAAAAGACAAGGUAACCAUAGUUUUUCUUGGUGUCAUCCCACAUGGUGUUUUCCCUUUUUCUGCAUUAUUUGGUCUUUGUUCACACAUUUGGUUAUAUGCUGUGGUCUGGUUUUUGUAUUUUCUUUUGUAUUUUCCUGCUUGCUCUGUUAUAGCAAGAGAGAGGUCUGAUCUUUUGACUUUGAAGAGCUUUUGGCAUGUUCUUUGAACUUGGUUUGGAAUUUU
Prunus mume (Japanese apricot) is the source of this 1721-nucleotide messenger RNA. Its product is annotated as membrane-associated kinase regulator. NCBI's taxonomy places the organism in Eukaryota, Viridiplantae, Streptophyta, Magnoliopsida, Rosales, Rosaceae. The record is from RefSeq and is a predicted model, not a curated record.